AUGGAAGGUGUUGGGGAGAAGAGAUAUGCUUUAUUGAUGGCUGCAAGGGACUCUGAUUAUGUGAAGAAAGUGUAUGGUGGCUACUUUAAUGUGUUUCUUAAUGCAUUUGGAGAUGAAGGGGAAACAUGGGAGCUGUUUAGGGUUGUUGAUGGAGUAUUCCCUGACUUUGAUGAGCUUCAUAAGUACCAUGGUUUUGUAAUCAGUGGUAGUCCUUAUGAUGCUUAUGGGAAUGACCCAUGGGUCUUGACUCUUUGCUCUCUGCUGAGAAAACUGGACUCCAUGGGGAAGAAGGUGCUUGGAAUAUGUUUUGGCCAUCAGGUUUUGUGCCGAGCAUUGGGUGGUAAGGUUGAGAGAGCUUGUGGUGGAUGGGACCUAGGGUUGAGGAAAGUCAACAUGAUUGGGGAGUUACCCCCUUGUAGCAUCUUUGAUGGUUUACAGGAAAUUCCAUCUACCCUCACUAUUAUUGAGUGUCAUCAGGAUGAGGUGAGGGAGGUCCCUACUGGAGCUAAAGUGAUAGGGUUUUCGGACCAGACGGGAGUGGAGAUGUUUGUUCUUGACCACCACAUAUUGGGGAUUCAAGGCCAUCCUGAAUACACCAAAGACAUCUUAUGUAAUAUAAUUGAUCGUCUUGCUAACAAUAACUCCAUUAAGAAGGAAUUUGGUGAGAUUGUGAAAUCGAGAUUGGAGAUUGCUGAACCAGAUAGGAAGUUUUGGUUGAAGAUUUGCAAGAACUUUCUCAAGGGGGGACAGAUGUUGUGUUAACUUUUUUUUUUUUUUUUUUUGAAUAAAAAUAUUGU
Messenger RNA from Macadamia integrifolia, 797 nucleotides. Its product is annotated as gamma-glutamyl peptidase 5-like. Gene Ontology annotation, cellular component: cytosol. The transcript has 4 exons. The coding region runs from base 1 to 762 and encodes 253 amino acids. NCBI's taxonomy places the organism in Eukaryota, Viridiplantae, Streptophyta, Magnoliopsida, Proteales, Proteaceae. The record is from RefSeq and is a predicted model, not a curated record.